Fusarium venenatum is the source of this 1155-nucleotide messenger RNA. NCBI's taxonomy places the organism in Eukaryota, Fungi, Ascomycota, Sordariomycetes, Hypocreales, Nectriaceae. The record is from RefSeq and is a predicted model, not a curated record.
AUGAAACCCUCACUGCUGCUGUCCGGCGACCGGGCCAACUUCACUACACUGGCCGUAGACCUCCAAAAAGGAGAGAUCAAAAUUGUCGCCGAUUACCGAGCACCCGAAAACGUUUCUUGGGUAGAACCUGAAUCCUGGAAUGGAGAUGUUGACAGACUGAUUGCCUUGUCGGAAGGUGAAGAGUCUGGCCUCCUAUUCACCUUCGAGUUAAACCAUUCUAAAAAGACUUGCAUCAUCACUAGCCAACAGCCGACACUAGGCGCACCUGCUCAUUUUAUUAUCCUACGAGACAAGACAGUCAUAGCGCUUGGUACUUAUCUCGGAGGUUCUGUUUCCCUUUACCCCAUUUCAAUCACCGAAAAAGAAGGACUCAGACUUAACGAUACGCCUCGAACCGAGCUUCUACCAGAGUUUCCAUAUAAAGCGGCUGGACACGGUCCCAAUAAAGGUCGACAACAACAAUGCCACGUGCACCAAGUGCUUGAAGAUAAGAGAGGCCUACUCUAUGCACCUGAUCUAGGUGCUGACCGCGUAUGGGUCCUUAAUCGUGAUGGACCGGAGCUGAAAGUACAAGGCUGGCUCCUGUGCCCUCCUGGUACGGGACCUCGACAUGCCGUCUUGACACCUGAUGAGAAACUUAUAUAUGUCAUUGGCGAGCUUUCACACAACGUAAUCGCUUUUGAAUUGUCUACUCUACGAGACCAGGACUUCCAGCCCAUCAACGGUUUUGAGGUCAAUGUCAUUCCUCCGAAUGUUCAUCCGGGCCAUCAGUUCAUGAUGGACUCAGCUGAGAUUUCCCUACAUCCCAAGAUUCCGAACGUUUUAUACGUCAGCAACAGAUGGGAAAGGCAUAUCACCCAGCGCGAACCUCAUCUGCAAAAUGUCCAUGAACAGCUACAAGGUGAUGCUAUCGCUGUAAUCUUACUUUCAGGAAACGGCAAAGAAUGUCAAGAGAUCAAGCACGUGCGAACCAACCUUGACACAAUCCGCGGUUUCGGACUUAGCGACGAUGGCAAAUUUGUCGUAGUGGCUGGACAAGAACGUGGCGGAAUCGAGAUAUAUAGCAUUAGCGGCGACAGAGGUGAUUUAUGGACUCUUGUUGCCAGCUUGAGUGAGGGACUAGACAGCGGUAUUAAACAUGCAGUCUGGUUGUAG